Messenger RNA from Choloepus didactylus (southern two-toed sloth), 1030 nucleotides. RefSeq names its product stathmin 1 (gene STMN1). The transcript has 5 exons. Bases 138 to 587 code for a protein of 149 amino acids. Lineage: Eukaryota; Metazoa; Chordata; Mammalia; Pilosa; Megalonychidae. The record is from RefSeq and is a predicted model, not a curated record. Gene Ontology annotation, molecular function: tubulin binding. Gene Ontology annotation, cellular component: neuron projection; cytoplasm. Gene Ontology annotation, biological process: regulation of microtubule polymerization or depolymerization; microtubule depolymerization; neuron projection development.
CGUGUCGCUGUUUGGCGCUUUUGUGCGCGCUCGGGUCUGUUGGUGCUGAGUGUGGCCAGGCGGCUCGGACCGAGCAGGGCUUUCCAUACCAGUGGAUUGUGUAAAAUACACUGCCAGUCUCUUGUCUUCUGUUCACCAUGGCUUCUUCUGAUAUCCAGGUGAAAGAACUGGAGAAGCGUGCCUCAGGCCAGGCCUUUGAGCUGAUACUCAGCCCUCGGUCAAAAGAAUCCGUCCCAGAAUUUCCCCUUUCCCCGCCAAAGAAGAAGGAUCUUUCCCUGGAGGAAAUUCAGAAGAAGUUAGAAGCUGCAGAAGAAAGACGCAAGUCCCAUGAAGCCGAGGUCUUGAAGCAGCUUGCUGAGAAACGAGAGCAUGAGAAAGAAGUGCUUCAGAAAGCAAUAGAAGAGAACAACAACUUCAGUAAAAUGGCGGAAGAGAAAUUGACUCACAAAAUGGAAGCCAACAAAGAGAACCGAGAGGCACAAAUGGCUGCCAAACUGGAGCGUUUGCGAGAAAAGGACAAGCACAUUGAAGAAGUGCGGAAGAACAAAGAAUCCAAAGAUCCUGCUGAUGAGACAGAAGCUGACUAAUUUGUUCUGAGAACUGACUUUCUCCCCCUCCCCUUCCUAAAUAUCCAAAGACUGUACUGGCCAGUGUCAUUUUUUUUUCCCCUCCUGACAAAUAUUCUAGAAGCUGAUGUAGGACUAUAUAAGUAGAUCCAGACUGUAUGAUGUUGUUUUAGGGGAUAAAGGGGAGAAACUAAAAGUGUUUUACUCUUUUUCUAAAGUGUUGAGGUCUUUCUAAUGUAGCUAUUUUUCUUGUUGCAUCUUUUCUACUUCAGUACACUUGGUGUACUGGGUUAAUGGCUAGUACUGUAUUGGCUCUGUGAAAAUAUGUUUGUGAAAAGAGUAUGUAGUGGCUUCUUUCAAACUAUUAGAUGCUGAAUAUCUGUUCACUUUUAAAUCCCAAUUCUGUCCCCAUUUUACCAGAUGCUACUGUACUUGAAUGGUUAAUAAAACUGCACAGUGCUGUU